Messenger RNA from Chelonia mydas (Green sea turtle), 4327 nucleotides. RefSeq names its product WW domain containing oxidoreductase (gene WWOX). The record is from RefSeq and is a predicted model, not a curated record. Bases 100 to 1356 code for a protein of 418 amino acids. Gene Ontology annotation, biological process: positive regulation of transcription by RNA polymerase II; hippo signaling. NCBI's taxonomy places the organism in Eukaryota, Metazoa, Chordata, Testudines, Cheloniidae. Gene Ontology annotation, cellular component: nucleus; cytoplasm. The transcript has 9 exons. Gene Ontology annotation, molecular function: transcription coactivator activity; protein binding.
CUCACCACGCGAUUGGUGGAGCUCACCGGAAGGGGCGGAGCCGCGAGGGGAACGGGCCGGUGGCGGUUGCUCUGGGGCUGGCUGGAGCCCUUCGGCCCAAUGGCUGCUCUGAAGUACGCGGGGCUGGAGGACACGGACAGCGAGGAGGAGCUGCCUCCCGGCUGGGAGGAGCGGACCACCAAGGACGGCUGGGUUUACUACGCCAAUCAUCUUGAAGAGAAAACCCAGUGGGAGCAUCCUAAAUCUGGAAAGAGAAAACGCAUUGCAGGAGAUCUGCCAUAUGGGUGGGAGCAAGAAACAGAUGAAAAUGGACAAGUCUACUUUGUAGACCAUAUAAACAAAAGGACUACAUACCUUGACCCCAGACUGGCAUUUACCGUUGAAGAUAAUCCAGUGAAGUCUACUGCUAGACAGAGAUAUGAUGGAAACAGUACUGCAAUGGAAAUCCUUCAGGGUCGUGAUCUGAGUGAAAAAGUGGUUAUAAUCACUGGAGCGAAUUCAGGAAUAGGAUUUGAAACUGCAAAGUCUCUUGCACUCCAUGGUGCCUAUGUCAUUCUUGCCUGCAGAAAUAUGUCGAGAGCCAACAAAGCUGUACAACGCAUCCUAGAGGAAUGGCAUAAAGCCAAGGUAGAAGCUAUGACCUUAGACCUCGCUUCUCUUCACAGUGUGCAGCACUUCGCUGAAGCAUUCAAAUCCAAGAAUGUGCCGCUUCAUGUGCUGAUCUGCAAUGCUGCUGUUUUUGCUGCUCCAUGGUCCUUGACAGAAGAUGACCUAGAGGCCACCUUCCAGGUGAAUCACUUGGGGCAUUUUUACCUUGUCCAACUUCUUGAAGACAUUCUACGCCGCUCAUCUCCAGCAAGAGUUGUGAUGGUUUCAUCAGAAUCACACAGAUUUUCAGAAAUUAAAGAUUCCUCAGGAAAGCUUGACUUCAGCCUGCUUUCUCCAUCUAAGAAAGAGUUCUGGGCUGUCGUGGCCUACAACCGUUCCAAGCUUUGCAAUAUAUUGUUCUCCAAUGAGCUAAACCGCCACCUUUCUCCCCACGGGGUGACUUCUAAUGCAGUGCAUCCUGGAAAUAUGAUCUACUCAUCCAUUCAUCGCAACUGGUGGGUGUAUACCCUGCUGUUUACCUUGGCUCGGCCUUUCACCAAAUCCAUGCCAGCAGAGGCCAUAAUCAGGACCAGGUCCCUAUUUUGCUUGACAUUAUACAAUCGUACAGUAAAAGGUAGGCCUUGCCUUGGAGAGCUUACAGUCUACUUCAAGACAAACUGCAACAAGUGGAUGUUACAAAAAAACAAAUGGAAGUAUUGGAGAAGGGAUUUUGAAGGUAACAGUGGUAGAAAAUACAUGGUUACAUAGACUAGGUAUGUGUCCAGCUGGCUUGAUCUAUGUCUUUAAAAAAUAAAUUAUAAAACAAAAAUAUACACAAGGUUAUUAAGUUGACUUUAAAAUGACAUGGCUAAAUAGUCUCUCAUGUUUUUAAUUAAUGUAAAUCUGUCAUUCAAAACCCUUUCUGACUUUUUGCUAGACACAUGUACAAUUAAAAUUCAAUACAUUUAUCAUAAGAUUUAAACUUUGAUACAGAAUAUAUUAACUAGUGUCACCACGUAUGAUCUUGUCAGUGUACAGUGGCAUAUAAAAAAGGAAGCACAGUGCUAUUAUCACACUCUUGCUAUACUCUUACAUAGAACCAAAUAUUUUUGUUGGCAGGUAAUAGAGAAGAAAGAAUAUCAUGUGUUAGGGUUUCAAGAGCUUAACAGAUGUUUCAGUGAACUACAUUUUCAAAUCCUUUUACAUGAAAAAAGGUAUAGAAUUUGUAGAAGUUCUGAGAUGAUUGGGUUACGUUUCCUGUUGCAAUGCAAAGCCAGCCAUUGUAGUAGAGUUUUAACAGAUGUGCUACUCCCUUUUUAAUGGAUGGGAAUAAAAGACUGGUCUUUUGCAGAGUUAUAAAUUAUAGCUAGAAAAGCACAAGAUGUCAAUGUCUUAACCUCACCUAGCCAUAGCAGGGUAAUUCUGCCCUUGAAUAACCUGCCAGAGAUUUAUAGUUUCAAAAUUUUUAAAUUUCUAAGAGGUCAAUAGAUGUACAGCCUAUGUUUUUUCUUGGAAAAUAUUAACAUUUUAGAAUGGUGAUUUCACGAUUAAAUUAUGUGCUAUGGAGAAAUAUAAGGAAUGCAUUUUAGUUACAACCACAUCUCAGAUCUGGACAUCAGAAGUGUAGAUGAGGCAUCAAAUGUUUUGGUUUCAUGUCUGAUACUACCUCAAGGCUUUCAUUCAAAUAUUACGCGUUUAGUUUAUUCGAUAAUUUGUGCAAAGAAUUUAAAAUUUCUGUUUGUGUUGCUUAGUUGGCACUCUUGCCCCAAGCUGAAAGAUCCUGAGUUCAAAUGUCAGAUAAUGAUAUGAAGCUUUAAUGUUUCCAUGGCUUCUUUUAAAGAAUCUGGGAUAAUAUUUAUAUUCUGGUCAACAUUCCCUCUUAAAAUAAAUAGAAUUUAUUGUUCAAAGGUCUGUGUGGCUGUUGUUAAUUUCAUGUUGGCUGCCCUGAAUUACUGAACAAUUAGGCCCAAAUUCUGCCCUGAAAUAUGGAUAUAAAAUCUCAAGACAAGUCAUUGCAUGAGAGGGGUGUUUGCCAGACUAGUAUUUGGCCAUUAGUAGCUGUAUAGCUCAUGACUGAAAAGCACGUUGAGAUGUCUUGAGUAUGAAGAACAGUAGGUAAUUCCUUUUGAAAAGAACAAUACACCUUAGAGUCUGACCUUAGCAUUAUUUCCUGCUGAGUCCUUAGUUUACGAACAUGAUGUUAGAGGGGAAAGGGAGUAAAGCUGGACUGAGGACCUAUGGGGGAUUAGCACUGAUGUAAAGCUGCAGGUUGUGUGGUUCCUUUUGAAGAGAACACGUAGGAGUCUGUAUUUUUUUUUUUUUUUUACAUAAUUGCAUUAAACGUAAACAGGAACUAAAUGUUGAACUGUAGAUUCCAGCUCACCAGCUGACAGGGUGGCGGUGGCUGUAUCUCCACUCACAGGAUAACUUUUGUCCAGUUGUAACCCUUACUAAAUGCAAAUGGAUUUGUUUACCUGCCUGCAUAAUAGUAAUAGCUACCCAGCACACAGGGUAGAUGGAACCUGUAGAGCUCAAACUGUGGAGGGGAAAGAAAGAAGGCUAGUGCAGGGGAGUGUUCUGAUCUGAGAGUACUGGGAUGAGGGAGGAGGCAGGGAUCCGAGGUGGAUCAUCUCUCAAGCAUAGAGACACAAUUUCUCUCUCCAUUUAAAAUUUCUGGACACUACUAAUAAGCCAAAGUACAAUUUAAGUUAAAGAAAAGCUAUGUGUAUUUGAUUUCUAUUUUUUUAAAUAUAAAGUAGUGAAACUUACAGAAAAUUUGGGUUUAAAACCAAUGCAUUUCCUGCUGACUUUAAUGGGAAAAGAGUUUCUUGCUGGCCUGAGUUUUAUUUAUUUAUGUGAUUAUUUAUACAUACUACUUCUGUGUUAGAAAUAAGAUGGCAUGGUCUGUGCAGUAGUCUCAAACAUCAACAGCCUGUGAAAAAUUAAAACUUGAAGUGGUAGUUCCAAAAUAAAAUUUAAUAUGCGUGCUGUUAAAGGUACACCUACAUGUUUGGGAACUAAGUAUCCUACAUGUCUGAGAGUUAAGUUCUACUCUUUUCCAUUAAAAUAAGAGUAAUACACAGUAUAGGGGAGCAAAUGCUCUCCCUGCCCUAUCCCUCUACCAUAAGAAUGGAGGGCCUUGAUGGAAACAGAGCCAGUUCGGUUCCACUGCACACGGGGGCAGGGAUAGAUUCCAGAAGCCUGCCUGUGUGCCAUGCAACUCAGCUCUGCAGCAGAGUCUAAAUGUGUGGGUGUUGAACAGUCCAGCAGAUCCAUCACUUCUGCCUACCGAGGAAUGCAUGGCAACCAUGAGAGCAUCUACAGCCCAGACGUUUCAGUCUCUUCUGUAAAGCAGCUCUGCUGCUGUUGGAUGUCCUCAGGGAGAUGUUUCCUUUCACUCUCUUCCUCCCAAGAUCCUGGGGAACUCUAAAGUGCCCAGCCCAGCUUCUUGGACUUUGAGCUGGGGGCAGCAGUUGGCCCAUAAUGGUUGUACUCUAAAUAAUUAUACUAUAUCUUGAAACUGAGUAGCAUAUUUUCAGCAUUUCACCCUGGAAAAGCCUCCUUAUAUGAAACAGCUAUAUAUUUGUGGAAUGCCUGCAUGCACUUCAGUAACUUUCCAUAAUAAGGUUUAAAUUUCCCAUGUUGCAACUUCAUAUUCAGCCCAACAGCCCACCUGCUCUUCUGUUGCCUCCUCUUAAUCUGAGAUUUGUAGAUGAUUGCCCUCAGAGGUUAAUCAGCA